AUGUCUUUCAUUUCCUCCACCUCAAGCUCAUCUUCUGAUGAUUUCUCCAAAAAUCAUGAAUUUGAUUGCUUAGUUGAUGAGUAUGUAGCAAAUCACCUACCUCAUAUAUUACUUCCCCAAGACCAACCACAACAACCCCCACUUAAUAAUGAAACUGAAAUUUCAUCGGAGCCCAAAAGGGAUAGGGAAAGAGAAAAAGGGCAUGUGCAACUAUACAACGAUUAUUUUGCGAAUAAUGCAGUGUAUAAUGAUAACCAAUUCCGACGUAGAUUCCGUAUGCAACGGUCAUUGUUCUACCGCAUUAUGAGCAAGGUGGUUGAGGGGGUUCAAUUCUUCCUGCAACGUCGAAAUGCAGCUGGGAAGCUUGAUGAAGAUUUAAGGAGAAUCCUUCAUCAAAAUGAUCUGCGUGGUUUUCUAGGCAUGAUUGGUAGUAUAGACUGUAUGCAUUGGGAGUGGAAGAAUUUUCCUACUGCUUGGAAAGCACAAUAUGCUGGUCGUAGCAAGAGUGCAACUCUCAUUCUUGAAGCUGUUUGUGAUCAAGAUCUAUGGAUUUGGCAUGCGUUCUUUGGAAUUCCUGGGUCAUGUAACGAUUUGAAUUUCCUAUACCAUUCACCGGUAUUAGAUGAUGUUUUACAAGGUCGUGCACCACCCAUAAAUUUUACGGUUAAUGGACAUCAAUAUGAGUUGAGCUACUACUUGGCCGAUGGGAUUUACCCGAGAUGGCCAACUUUUAUACAAGGUUGGAGUAGAUAA
Messenger RNA from Chenopodium quinoa (quinoa), 753 nucleotides. RefSeq lists its product as uncharacterized. Bases 1 to 753 code for a protein of 250 amino acids. The record is from RefSeq and is a predicted model, not a curated record. Lineage: Eukaryota; Viridiplantae; Streptophyta; Magnoliopsida; Caryophyllales; Amaranthaceae. The transcript has 3 exons.